UCAAAAAUGUUAAAUAUCGCUGAUGCUGAGAAAGAAUUUAAUAAAUUAUUGGAUCGAAUCGAACCACGAAUAAUUCCACAAUUUUUUACUUGGAUUAAUGAGAGUUUUUGUGUUUUGAAUGAUUUUGAUGGAAAAAAAGUGAAUUUCUCAACAACUGGUUUACAAAAUGAACGUCUAACAGAAGCUGAUGCGAUUUUAUAUAAAAUUUCUUUGGAUAUUAGACAUGAGGUUCCUCUAAAUGCAGUAUUGGAAUCUGAGAAUAUAUAUUGGCCACAGAUUGGUUUAGAUUCGGACUGUGAUCCUAAAACAACGGUUCGUUUUAUUGCGGUUCACGUCGAUUCGUUUUUAUAUGAUGAUGAUGCUGUUGAUGAUUUAGUGGAUCAAGGAAAAUUGAGUAGAAAUUAUUGCGUUCGUUGUGGCUCUUUAGAUGUCAAACCUUUGAUAUUUUUUUCACACUCGCUUAGCCUGCUUCAAUUGCGGUAUAUAUUUACAACGUUGGUGCCUUUAAAUGCGAAUAUGUCAGGGAAAUUAAUAUUAGAUAUUGGUUCGCGACUUGGUUGUGUGUUAUAUGCUUCCUACUUAUAUAGGAUUUCCAUUUUCUUUAUACCAGUAGAAAUUCGAAAUAAAAAAUGUGUUUUACUUGAUUCUGAUUUCAGCGAAGGAAAAGUUAAUACGGUUGGUGUUGAAGUAAACAAGGAAUUUUGUGCUCUUCAGAAUAAAAUUAUAGGAGAAAACAACAUGGCGCACUCCAUCAAGGUAAUAAAUGAUGAUAUAAGGAAUCAAGGACACCUCGUUGCUUCUGCUGAUGUGGUUGUUUUAAAUAAUGUCUUCAGUUUUUUCCUACCUCCAGAAGAACAAAUUAAUUGCUGGAAUUUCCUACAUCGAGCAGUUCGUCGUGGUGCUGUAAUUGUUUCAAUUCCCUCGAUGGAGAUUCUCACCGAACAUUUGCAGUUGGAAUUUUCUAUCAGUGACUGGCUUGAUAAGAUCGACAGUGGACAUUUGGCCGCACGAUUUGCUGGUACCAAUGAAGAUUUAUUUGACGAUUGCGUAAAAAUCACUUUAUAUAGUGUAAAAUAA
Dracunculus medinensis (Guinea worm) is the source of this 1077-nucleotide messenger RNA. The record is from the annotation of a GenBank genome assembly. NCBI's taxonomy places the organism in Eukaryota, Metazoa, Nematoda, Chromadorea, Rhabditida, Dracunculidae.